Molecule: messenger RNA, 2844 nt
Organism: Owenia fusiformis
Lineage: Eukaryota; Metazoa; Annelida; Polychaeta; Sabellida; Oweniidae
Source: the annotation of a GenBank genome assembly
GUAGAAAUCAACAUGGCGUGGCAGCCAGAAAAAAGCGGACUGCAGCAAAUAUUACAACUUUUGCGUGAGUCCCAGUCCCCAGAUACAGCCAUUCAAAGAGUAGUACAGCAAAAACUAGAAGAACUGAACAAAUAUCCUGACUUCAACAAUUACUUAAUAUUUGUGUUGACAAAGCUUGAUACAGAAGAUGAACCAACAAGGUCAUUGAGUGGUCUUAUUCUCAAAAACAAUGUUCGAGUGCAUUUUGAUAAAUUUCCCCCUGAAGUGACAAACUUUAUCAAAUCGGAAUGUCUAACAUAUAUAGGGGAUCCAUCACCCCUUAUCCGUGCCACAAUAGGUAUUCUCAUAACAACUAUCGCAUCAAAGGGUGGAUUAGCGCAGUGGAUGGAUCUCUUGCCCAGUUUGUGCCAAUGUCUCGACUCUGACAACUAUAAUGUAUGCGAGGGAGCCUUUGGUGCCCUUCAGAAGAUAUGUGAGGACUGUGCGGAGAGUCUAGACACAGAUGCCUUGAAUAGACCCCUUAACAUACUCAUACCAAAGUUCCUCCAAUUCUUCAAACACACUAGCCCAAAAAUAAGAUCUCAUGCCAUAGCCUGUGUCAACCAGUUUAUUAUAAGCCGCACACAAGCUCUUAUGCUCCACAUAGAUGGCUUUAUCGAGAGUCUGUUUUUCCUGGCCACUGAUGAAGAUCCGGAAGUGCGGAAGAAUGUCGCCAGGGCUCUCGUUAUGUUGGUGGAAGUACGCAUGGAUAGACUUAUGCCACACAUUGAUAAUAUCAUUGAUUAUAUGCUUCAGCGAACCCAAGAUCCUGACGAUGGUGUAGCCCUAGAGGCCUGUGAGUUCUGGUUAGCCCUAGCUGAACAGCCAAUAUGUAAAGAGGCCUUAGCACCACAUAUCAACAGACUGGUACCUGUGCUUGUAAGAGGAAUGAAGUAUUCUGAGAUAGACAUUAUACUGCUGAAGGGUGAUGUGGAGGAAGAUGAUAUGAUACCUGAUAGGGAGACAGACAUUAAGCCACGUUUCCAUAAAGCAAAGGCGCAUACACAGAAACAUCAAGAGGAGGAGCAGGUCAAUGGGCAAAAUCAGGAAGACUAUUCUGAUGAUGAAGAUGAAGAUGAUGACACUCUAUCAGACUGGAACUUAAGAAAAUGUUCAGCUGCUGGAUUAGAUGUCCUUGCCAAUGUCUUUCAUGAUGACAUUCUGCCAUUCAUUUUGCCCAUAUUGAAAGAGACUUUAUUCUCCAAUGAUUGGGAGAUCAAGGAAUCUGGCAUCUUGGUUUUGGGGGCUAUUGCUGAAGGUUGUAUGAAUGGCAUGGUGCAGCACUUAGCAGAGCUUGUACCGUACCUUAUCACAUGUCUCUCAGACAAGAAGGCCCUGGUCAGGUCUAUCACAUGCUGGACCCUCAGUCGCUAUGCACACUGGGUCGUCAUGCAGCCACAUGAGUCCUUUCUCAAACCAUUGAUGACUGAGUUACUGAAGCGUGUGUUGGAUGCAAACAAGAGAGUCCAGGAAGCAGCAUGCUCAGCAUUCGCUACAUUAGAGGAAGAGGCCUGCACUGAACUAGUCCCCUAUUUAGGAUUCAUUCUAGAGACUCUAGUCUAUGCCUUUGGCAAAUACCAGCAUAAGAAUCUGUUAAUAUUAUAUGAUGCCAUUGGGACAUUAGCUGAUUCUGUAGGGCAUCAUCUAAACAAGGAGGAGUACAUCAACAUGCUGAUGCCACCACUUAUACAGAAAUGGAAUGUUUUGAAAGAUGAAGAUAAAGAUCUGUUCCCAUUGUUGGAGUGUCUGUCCAGUGUGGCCACCGCCCUACAAUCUGGCUUCUUACCAUACUGUGAACCUGUCUUCAAACGUUGUCUCUCCCUUGUUGAGCAGACACUUCAGCAGAGCCUUAACAACAUGACAACGCCAGACCAGUAUGACCCUCCAGACAAGGACUUCAUGAUUGUUGCCCUGGAUCUGCUCAGUGGUCUGGCUGAGGGACUGGAACAACACAUUGAGGCUUUGGUUGCCAGCAGUAACAUUCUCAAUCUGCUUUACCAAUGCAUGCAGGAUCCUAUGGCUGAAGUCCGGCAAAGUUCAUUUGCUCUGUUAGGUGACCUCACAAAAGCCUGUUUCCAGCAUGUCAAGCCGUUCAUCCCAGAUUUCAUGCCUAUAUUAGGGCAGAAUUUGAACCCCGAGUUUAUCUCAGUUUGCAACAAUGCCACGUGGUCCAUUGGAGAGAUAGCCAUACAGAUGGGAGAAGAUAUGGGUCCACACGUGACAGCUGUCUUAAAUCAACUGAUAGAAAUCAUCAACAGACCAAACACACCAAAAACUCUCCUAGAAAACACAGCCAUUACAAUUGGUCGGCUUGGUUUAGUGUGUCCCCAGGAGGUGGCGCCACUGUUGCAGCAGUUCAUACGUCAGUGGUGUACGUCCCUCCGCAACAUUCGGGACAACGAUGAGAAGGACUCUGCGUUCCGCGGCAUCUGUCUGAUGAUUGGAGUGAAUCCUGGUGGAAUCGUACAAGAUUUCAUUUUCUUUUGUGAUGCUGUUGCAUCCUGGGUAAACCCGAAGCCUGAUUUGAAAGAAAUGUUUUACAAGAUUCUUCAUGGCUUUAAGAACCAAGCUGGCCACGCACUAUGGAGUCUGAACCUGGGUGGGAGGCUGGGGACCAAGGGUUAUGCUGUCACCUGGGAGGGAGGCUCACAUCGCCUACCUGGGAGGGGGGCUCAUAUUGCCUACCUGGGAGGGGGGCUCAUAUUGCCUACCUGGGAGGGAGGCUCAUAUUGCCUACCUGGGAGGGAGGCUCAUAUUGCCUACCUGGGAGGGAGGCUCAUAUUGCCUACCUGGGAGGGGGGCUAA